AUGGAGAAUCAGCAGCACAUGGUGUUACUUUCAAGUCCAGGGCUUGGCCAUCUCAUACCAAUCAUCGAACUGGGAAAACGAUUCGUCUUCCACCACAACCUCAAAAUCACCAUCAUCGCCUUCACUUCGCAUACAUCACAUGCUGAAAAACGCGUCCUCAAGACUGCCACGUCCGGCGGUUUCAUCGACAUCGUAGAAAUCCCCCCGCCGGACAUAUCCUCCGUCAUCGACCCCGACGCCGCCAUCGUCACCCGCCUCUGUGUCAUGAUGCGUGAAGGCGUCCCUGCCAUCCGUGACGCUCUUUCCAAGCUGGCAGGCACGGCCACGGUGCGACCUUCGACACUCAUCAUAGACAUAUUUGGGAUGGAGGCUCUUGGUGUUGCAGAAGAAUUGAAGAUGCGUAAGUACGUGUUCGUGGCUUCCCAUGCUUGGUUCCUUUCCUUGUUGAUAUACGCUCCAACUCUUGACAAACAAGUUCAGGGUCAAUAUGCUGACCAGAAAGAACCAUUCCAGAUCCCCGGUUGCACUCCGCUUCGACCCGAAGACGUGGUUGACACCAUGUUGGACCGAAAUGACAAGCAAUUAGAUAUUUGGACUUUGAUCUCCUUGAAAGACGUCAAACGCAACUUGUGUUUUGCCGGUUUUCAGAGCAAAACGAAAGCUGCAUUUUGCAGGAUGCAAGAUUGCAUGUUCGACACGUGUAGAUGA
Molecule: messenger RNA, 708 nt
Organism: Arachis ipaensis
Lineage: Eukaryota; Viridiplantae; Streptophyta; Magnoliopsida; Fabales; Fabaceae
Source: RefSeq, a predicted model, not a curated record